AUGGCGUGCAGGACUGCGUUGCGUUCCGCUCUGUUAAUAGAAGCGUGUCGACCCGUUCAUCUCACUCGGAGCUCCGCCUCCGCUUCAUUCAGGACCCGCGGGUUCUCCUCUCCCAGGCUGAGUGGGCAGUUCAGGACCCGGGGUUUCCACUUCGCCAAACGGACGCACCUCAACUGCUCCCACAACGAAAACGCGUCGUCUUUGUCUGAGGACGAACAAGGCCCGCCCCAAGAGGCCGUUUUGAAAGCAAUUUCAGAGGUGUCUAAAACGGAAGGGAGAGUUGGGCAAACCACGAAUGUGGUGAUUGGAGGUACGGUGACAGAUGAUUCUACGAAUGAAUGGCUCGCCUUGGAUCAGAAGGUAAAUUCGUACCCAACUGUUAGAGGGUUUACAGCGAUUGGAACUGGAGGGGAUGAUUUUGUGCAAGCUAUGGUUGUUGCUGUCGAAUCUGUAAUUCAACAACCUGUUCCUGAGGGUCACGUGAGGCAGAAGGUAUCAUCGAGGGGCAAAUAUGUAUCUGUAAACAUUGGACCUGUUCAAGUCAUUUCUAGUGAACAGGUCCAAGCUGUGUACAAUGCCAUGAGAAGAGAUGAUCGGAUGAAAUACUUUUUGGCCAUCCCUAGUCCCACUGUUGCCAUCCAAUUUAGUCUGUGGGCUGAGCAGUCUGGCAAUGAGUCUAUCCAUCUGCUUGCUCAGAAUGCCGAGUUACAAAUGCUUUUGGGUUUGUUAGCGUGGGCUUGUAACCAAUCAGGGCAUUAA
Messenger RNA from Prunus armeniaca (apricot), 759 nucleotides. The record is from the annotation of a GenBank genome assembly. Lineage: Eukaryota; Viridiplantae; Streptophyta; Magnoliopsida; Rosales; Rosaceae.